AUUUAACUCACUUAAAGAAAUUUUCGAUAGAACUCAAGCCUUACGAUGGCUUCCAGCUCUCAUGGGAACUUUGAUUCUUUUUACAAGGAGUUGAAGCAGGUUGAGGCCCAAGAUUCAACUCUGACCUCCGUACAACAGAUUGAUCGAUUACUAAAGCCAGGAUACACUUACAGAAAUCUGAAUCCGUUUGAGGUUCUCCAGGUGGAUCCAGACCUAGGGAUUGAUGAGAUAAAGAAAAAGUUCAGGAGAUUGUCAAUUCUUGUCCAUCCUGAUAAAAACCCCAAUGAUCUGGAGAGAGCUCAGACUGCUUUUGAUGCUGUAAAGCGUGCAUGGAGUACCCUGGAGGACAAGGAUACCAGGAAGGGAGCUCUGGAGGUCGUUGAGGAGGCCAAGGGUAGAACAGUGAUGAAUAUGGAAGAGAAGAGGAGAAGACUGAAGCGUGAAAAUAAACCCUGUGUAGUCGACGAGGAUGAUCCGAUCAAGUUCAAGAUUGCCGUCAAUAUCCUCACCAUGAAACUAUUCGCAGAUCUGGAGAGAAAGAGACAAAUGAGUGAGGACAAGAUAAGUACGGACGCAAAGAAGAAACGAGAAAAGGAGAUUGAAGAAGAAGAGAAAAAGGAAAAAAUAAAGGAGUUUGAAAAGAACUGGGAGGAAUCGAGACAGGGAAGAGUUGACUCAUGGAUGACCUUUACAAAAGCAGCACGCCAGGCAGCACGGGACGAAGAGGAGACUGGGAAAAUUAAGAAAAAGAAAGAAAAAAAGGAUAAAAAGUUUUCUCCUAUUGGAUUCCGACCUCCCAAACCUAAACCUGAAUCCAGAUAAAGCUUCGCAACCUGAAUCCAAUAAACCUGUAUAUAGUUGUUAAUCCUUGAUGUAGAUAAAUACUCUAGUGAACUUGUACAUUUUAUCUAGUUUACUGCUAGAUUUGAUCUAGUAUACUGCUAGAUUUGAUCUUGUUUACUGCUAGAUUUGAUCUAGUUUAGUGCUAGAUUUGAUCUUGUGUUCUUCUAGAUUUGAUCUAGUGUACUGCUAGAUUUGAUCUAGUUUACUGCUAGAUUUGAUCUAGUUUACUGCUAGAUUUGAUCUAGUUGACUGCUAGAUUUGAUCUUGUGUUCUUCUAGAUUUGAUCUAGUUUACUGCUAGAUUUGAUCUAGUAUACUGCUAGAUUUUAUCUAGUAUACUGCUAGAUUUGAUCUAGUAUACUGCUAGAUUUGAUCUAAUUUACUGCUAGAUUUGAUCUAGUAUACUGCUAGAUUUGAUCUAGUUUACUGCUAGAUUUGAUCUAGUAUACUGCUAGAUUUUAUCUAGUAUACUGCUAGAUUUUAUCUAGUAUACUGCUAGAUUUGAUCUUGUAUUAUGCUAGAUUUGAUCUAGUAUACUUCUACAUACGAUCUAGUGUACUUCUAGAGUAUUCUUGUAAAAGUGAAUUAAAUAAUGUUUCGUAAGUUUAAAUUUAGUUUUCAGA
Molecule: messenger RNA, 1465 nt
Organism: Eurytemora carolleeae
Lineage: Eukaryota; Metazoa; Arthropoda; Copepoda; Calanoida; Temoridae
Product: dnaJ homolog subfamily C member 8
Exons: 9
Coding region: 46-822 (258 amino acids)
Cellular component (GO): nucleus
Source: RefSeq, a predicted model, not a curated record